Lytechinus variegatus (green sea urchin) is the source of this 4381-nucleotide messenger RNA. RefSeq names its product two pore calcium channel protein 1-like. The transcript is spliced from 23 exons. Gene Ontology annotation, cellular component: endosome membrane; lysosomal membrane. NCBI's taxonomy places the organism in Eukaryota, Metazoa, Echinodermata, Echinoidea, Temnopleuroida, Toxopneustidae. Gene Ontology annotation, biological process: transmembrane transport; monoatomic ion transport. The coding region runs from base 239 to 2908 and encodes 889 amino acids. The record is from RefSeq and is a predicted model, not a curated record. Gene Ontology annotation, molecular function: voltage-gated channel activity; monoatomic ion channel activity; calcium ion binding.
AUUUUUAGUAUUCUUAAAUCUGCAAAAUUUCAAUGACUUUUUAUUACAAAUAGUAAUGAAAAAUAGUGAAUUUUUAACAUAUUGUUAAGUUUUUAACAUGAAAUAGUAUCCAUCCGCUUGCUCGUAUUUGUGUGAUUCGGUUUCGUUGCUUGGUGACUUCCGAGAAAAGGUCGAAAGGGGUCAACUGGUGGAGCGAAAUCUCGCCAAAUCUCACCUCGAAAAGCGAGAAUAACAGCUGAUGGAUGUAAACAUGGCGGAAUUGGAGGACGACCUAAAUCGUGUCUCAGUAGAACUUGAGAGUCCUUUAUUGGCUGAACAACAGCCAAGUCAGAGCUUUAGAACAGUCAGGAGUGACUAUCUGAACAAUGACUCUGUUGCUACCAGCCCAGGUUUUGUGUCCCGACAGACCUCUUCACUCUCUGUGCCUGCCAUUGGAACCUCCCAAGACUGGGAGCUCAACUACAGAGAGGCAGCCAUUUAUCUUCAGGAGGGGGAGAAUAAUGACCGAUUUGACACCCAUCCAAGAAACCAAGAUGCCCUCCCAGCCUAUGUCAUGGUCCAUAACUUUUACUUUUACAUCAUGGACUUAGCAGCAGCCAUGUUGGUGCUACUUCUUGCGUUGGUUGAAGAGCCAGCUGUUGAUGCACUACAGCUCCAGCCGAUUAUCCAUGCAUCUUUGGAACUCUUUGGACUGACAAUUAUAGCUCUUGGUCUUGGUCUUAAAAUGAGAUGGAUGGGUUUAAAGUCGUUUGCCAAACAUAAAAGAACAUUACUUAAGGCUAUAUUUCUAUUAGUAAUGUAUAGUGAAGCCUUGGUAGUGAUAGUAAGACAGCAAUCUCAUUUCAGAGUUACCAGAGCAUUAAGACCAAUCUUUCUCAUUGACUGUCAUUACUGUGGAGGAGUCAGAAGAGUACUACGUCAAAUCAUCCAGUCAUCACCUCCUAUCAUUGAGAUGUUGUUCUUACUAGGAUAUUUCAUGCUCAUCUUCUCUAUAUUGGGUUUCUACAUAUUUGUGAAUGUGGAGGAUGACAUUUAUUUCCAAACUCUGCAAGAUAGCUUUGUAAAUCUCUUUGUGCUUAUGACCACUGCUAACUUUCCUGAUGUAAUGAUGCCUGCCUAUAAUCACAAUCCAUGGUCUGCAAUCUUCUUCAUCGUCUUUCUCGUUCUAGAACUUUAUUUCUUAAUCAAUCUGCUUCUUGCUGUUGUGUAUGAUACAUUCACUGGCAUUGAGAAGAAGAAAUUCAAGAAGCUCACACUUCACAUGCGGAAAGCAACCAGCAAAGCAUUCAGAUUAUUAUGCAGUAGAAGGCAUCCUGGUAAAGUGACGUUUGCUCAUUUUGAAGGUUUGCUCAAGUACUAUUCUCCUAACAAGAGUAAAAGGGAUGUCCUACUCACAUUCAAGACUCUAAACACUAGUGGAUCAGGCAAGCUAGAUCUGCAGGAAUUUCACAAUGUCUUUGAAGUGUCAAGGUUAAAAUGGAAGUCACAACGAGAGGAAAGACUCUGGUUUGAAUCUCUUCUCAGUCCUAUGGAUGUUCCAUUUAGAUUAAUUCAGAAGAUGGUUUCAUCAAGAAUAUUUGAAGCAAUCGUUUAUGUCAUCAUUGCAAUCAACGGUAUAGUCUUUAUCAUCAAGACCAUUAUAGCAUCAAGGCACCCACUUUCAGAGCAAUAUGAUGUAGCUUGGUAUGACUGGUUUUUUGUUGGAUUUUAUAUCAUGGAGGCCUUGCUCAAGAUUCUUGGUUUUGGACCAAGAGGUUACUUCACUGUAGGUUGGAAUCUGUUUGACUUCAUUAUCACUGUCACAGCUUUCAUUGGUGUUGUCACACAAGCAGCAGAUAAAAACUUCCAGUAUAUCAUCAUAUUGAGACCUAUAAGAUUACUUCGAAUAUUCAAGAUUAACAAGAGAUAUCGUGAUGUAUUUGGGACAUUAUAUGAACUUACACCAAGGAUGGCAAGUGUUGGAGUCUGUCUGCUCAUUAUUUAUUAUUUCUAUGCCAUCAUCGGUAUGGAGUUCUUUGCUGAAACUAAACUAGAGAACUGUUGCAGGAAUGACACUUUUGCAGAUUACUAUAGCAACUCUUCAAGAUACAAGGACUAUUUCUAUUUAAACAACUUUGAUGAUAUACUGAGGAGUUAUGUUACAUUAUUUGAAUUGACUGUUGUCAACAAUUGGCAUAUUAUAAUGGGAGGAUAUGCAUCUGUUGUAUCAGAAUGGAGCAGAAUAUACUUCUUUCUUUUCUACCUGUCUAGUAUGGUAGUCGUAACCAUAGUGAUAGCAUUCAUCUUAGAAGCCUUUCUCUUCAGGAUACAAUAUCAUCAAAGAAAAGCAGAACAAACAGAUGAGGAUCUGACAGAUGAUGGUGAAUCUGAAUCUAUUGUUGAAGUAGCGAUGAGUCUGACUGCUGAUGAAGUAGAUGAAUUCUUCCCCAGAGCUCGGGCUGACGUGAGUCUAGCUCUCCUGCUAGGAAACCUUCAUAGAGGGGGUACAAUAGCCUACAGAGGAACAAGACAGAGAACUAAAGCUGACCUAAGCAAGACAAUGUAUGCUGAGGAAGUCAAGGAAUGGAUCAAGGAAGCGGACAGAGAACACCACCAGGACCUCCAGAACUUUGUCCGUCAGAUGAGCCGUAAUACCCUCCUCACGGAACUCGGUGAUUCAACCAGCUCCACUCCAACUGAUGAUGGUACCACACCCACCGCUCCACCCACUGCCACACCCAUCGUUCAACCCUCCUCCGCCACUGCCAUGCCAGCAAGGAUGAAUCCAUUUCUUGGGAGGCCCCAGCCGAUGUCAACGCCCAACCACCAUACCCCCACUAAGGGUAAUCCCAGUAUUAACAAGGAAGUGAUGUCUGAACAGCAAUAUGAUGAUAGUGAUGAUGAUGAUAUUCUUGGAGAUGAAUUAUGAAAUGACUCAUCAACAUCUCAUCUGAUCAUCAUUUAGAAUCAUUGUGUAUUCAAGAAAUAAAACAGAUUUGAUUAUAACAAUAGCUUGUAACAUGCAAUUAGUUACAUGUUUAAUCAAAUAUUACACUAAGAAAAGUUGAUGAAUAGAAAACAAAAUCACGGUAUAUACAAGUAGGAGAUUAAUUUUUCAUUUAGCUAAUUGCUAUCAGAACUGACUGCCUAUGAGUAUCAGAUAUCCAGUUGUUCUGGCAUCAAUGGAAUGAACUUUUUAGAUGUGCUAUUAUAAGUUUGUGUGAAAAGCUCUUGUGAAUAAAUAUUGAUAACUCUACUUCAAAGAGUUAUGAUCUCUGAAGCCAAAGUGUAUUUGCAAGCAACCUCAGGCUGUAGGAUAUUGUAAUCCUAAAACAAUUUUCUGAAAUAACUUUUUAUUUUAUGUGUUCAUUGAAGUCAAAACAUUGAUUGAUAACAACUCAUAAUGAUGUACUAAAGAAAAUAUUGUAUGUUCAUUGAGAAAAUUUCUAAUAACCCUUUAAUAUGGUUUGAUUUCAGUAUAAUUCACAUUUUCCAACCUGAUUUCACAUGGGGAUAGUUCUCAGUUGGGUAAUCGAAUGACUUCUGAAUUCUGUAAUUAUCAUUUUCAUAGGGACUAUCAAGCCCCCUAUAGGAAACAGAUAAAUAUUAGUGUAUUUAUAGUUGUCGAUCAGUAGGAAAGGAAUUCUUCUCAUUUGAUGUGGGUUGGAGUCAUUCUCAAUGUAAUAGUGUAGAUAUAUGGACUGCUAUUAAAAGGCAUCGGUCGUUUCUAGAGGCUCAAGGGCACCGCAGCACAACUAUGACAGAGAGCAUGGUCAGGCAGUGUGGUACUCGCAAGCAGAAAGAAAUAACCAAGUCUGUACUAUCAAAGCAGUCCGUAUAUCUUUUAUAAAAUUCAAAUCUGUAUUUUGAUCCAUCUCAAUAGCACUGCUAUGCUAAACAUUGCCAAUAUAUAUAUGUAUGCGUGUCCAGAAGUUUAUCAAUCUCUUGUACAUUUAUAAUCCGCAUACCUGGCCAAAUGAAUAUAUCAAGGAGACCUAGGCCACAUUGGAUAAUAUUUACCAUUAUUGUAACUUUGCUGUCUAGUAGUAACUUCCACAGCAGCAUGGUAUUACACGUACAUCAAUUCAAACUCAAGGAAGUUAUCAUCGGAUGGCAGUUUCCAUAGUAACUACUAAGUUACAGUGCUCUGGUCCUGAUAAUACUAAAUAAUCACUGGUACUUUGUACAUGUAGUCAUUCCUGCUAUAUGUAUAAUCUCCGCAGAGAGUGGUUAAUGUCUGCAUUUGUCCAUAUUAUGAAGUCCAUUUUAAAUUGGGCCAUGGUCUUAUUAACUUAAUUAUUGGGAAGCCAAUAAUGUCAACAUUUUGUUUACAUUGGGAUAUGGCAUGCAAAGAACAAUAUAAGAUGGUACCUUGAGAAGAAGAUGACAAGUGAGCUCAUGA